Molecule: messenger RNA, 663 nt
Organism: Trichoderma aggressivum f. europaeum
Lineage: Eukaryota; Fungi; Ascomycota; Sordariomycetes; Hypocreales; Hypocreaceae
Exons: 5
Coding region: 1-663 (220 amino acids)
Biological process (GO): negative regulation of DNA recombination; chromosome condensation; nucleosome assembly
Cellular component (GO): nucleosome; nucleus
Molecular function (GO): double-stranded DNA binding; structural constituent of chromatin; nucleosomal DNA binding
Source: RefSeq, a predicted model, not a curated record
AUGCCUCCCAAGAAGACCGAAGGUGCUGCCCCCAAGGCCAAGUCCGGCGCUGCCCACGCCAGCUACCAGGACAUGAUUACGGAUGCCAUUGUUAAUCUCAAAGAUCGCAAUGGUUCUAGCCGUCAGUCUCUGAAGAAGUAUGUCAAGGCCAACAACACCUUGAACGUUUCGGACAACAUGUUCGAUUCUCUCUUCAACAAGGCCCUCAAGGCCGGUGUUGAGAAGGGCAUCUUUGCCCAGCCCAAGGGCCCCUCUGGAGGCACCAAGCUGGCCAAGAAGAAGCCCGAGGCCAAGAAGGUUGCCGCUCCCAAGAAGGAGAAGGACGCCACUGCUAAGAAGGCCACUACCACCAAGAAGGCCGCCGCCCCCAAGAAGGUCAAGGCAGAGGGCGAGAAGAAGGAAAAGAAGGAGAAGAAGGAGGGCGCUGCCACCAAGAAGGCUGCCGCUCCCAAGAAGGCCACUGCCACCGCUAAGAAGACUAAGGAGGCUCCCGCCAAGCCCGAGAAGCCUGAGACCGUUCUGACCAAGACCAAGUCCGGCCGUGUUGCCAAGGCCCAGAAGCCCGCUGCCACCAAGAAGGCCGCACCCAAGAAGGCUGCUGCUCCCAAGAAGGAGAAGGCUGCUGCUGCCGCUCCCGCAGCCGCCGCCGCCACCAAGGCGUAA